Messenger RNA from Microstroma glucosiphilum, 2582 nucleotides. Its product is annotated as putative GFA1-glucosamine--fructose-6-phosphate transaminase. The record is from RefSeq and is a predicted model, not a curated record. The transcript is spliced from 4 exons. Gene Ontology annotation, molecular function: L-glutamine:D-fructose-6-phosphate transaminase (isomerizing) activity; carbohydrate derivative binding. Bases 205 to 2307 code for a protein of 700 amino acids. Lineage: Eukaryota; Fungi; Basidiomycota; Exobasidiomycetes; Microstromatales; Microstromataceae. Gene Ontology annotation, biological process: UDP-N-acetylglucosamine metabolic process; protein N-linked glycosylation; fructose 6-phosphate metabolic process.
CUGAACCAUCACAGUCCUCCUGAAUCUCUUAGAAGAGACCAGCAGCACCCUUACGAGCACCUUCGCAAAGGCACUCAGUCCCUCCUUGUUCCUUCUUUUGCCAUCUUCCUGCCCUCAGUCUCGCAACACUCGCACAACACCAGCACGCAAGCCUCGUCUUCACUUCUUCUCUUCUGACUUUCUUCAUCUCAUAAAUCUUCCAUCAUGUGUGGAAUCUUUGCAUACGUGACCCAUUUGGUAGAGAAGGAUCGUCGUCAAGUCAUUGAAAAUCUCGUCAACGGUCUGGCAAGGCUGGAGUACAGAGGAUAUGACAGCGCUGGAAUUGCUGUGGACGGAGACUCAGAGAAGGAGGUGCUGAUCUUCAAGCAGGUGGGCAAGGUCGCUGCCCUGCGAGCACACAUUGCUGAGUCGUCUGUCGAUAUGGACAAGUCCUUCAUCUCUCAAGUCGGCAUGGCACACACCCGAUGGGCUACUCACGGCCAGCCAAGCCCCCUCAACUGCCAUCCCCACCGAUCAGACCCCACCAAUCAGUUUACCGUUGUGCACAAUGGUAUCAUCACCAACUAUCGAGAGCUCAAGCUUGUCCUAGCAAAGCGGGGAUACACCUUUGAGACCGACACCGACACCGAGGCAGUCGCAAAGCUGCUGAAGUACCUCUAUGACAAUGUGCAGGGAAGGAAGCCAGACUUCACUUCUCUCAUCAAGUCGGCCAUCAAGGAGCUGGAGGGAGCCUUCUCCUUCGUCUUCAAGUCGACACAUUAUCCAGGGGAGGUCGUCGUUGCUCGUCGUGGGUCGCCGCUGCUGAUUGGUGUCAAGACAGAAAAGAAGCUCAAGGUCGACUUUGUGGACGUCGAGUUUGGUGGUGCCAUCGAUGAGGAGGGAGGUACAGCUGAGACCCGUGCUGGUCAGGCUGGCCUGCUAGCCCCUCCCCCAGCUGGAGGCUUGUCGGUCCCCAAGCCCAGGGACAACCUUAUUCGUUCCCAGUCUCGAGCAUUCCUCUCCGAGGACGGCACCCCACAGCCCAUCGAGUACUUCAUUGCAUCAGACGCUUCAGCCGUCAUCGAGCACACGAAGCGUGUCCUCUACCUCGAAGAUGAUGACAUUGCCCACAUUUCGGAAGGCGAGCUGCACAUCCACCGCCUGCGAAGGAACGAUGGUCUCUCCUCUAUGCGAUCGAUUGAGACACUCGAGAUGGAGCUCGCUGAGAUCAUGAAGGGAUCUUUCGACCACUUCAUGCAGAAGGAGAUCUACGAGCAGCCUGAGUCUGUCAUCAACACAAUGCGAGGAAGAGUGAACUUUGAUACCCGAACCGUCAAGCUGGGAGGCCUGAGUGCCUAUCUGAACACCAUCCGACGCUGCAGGAGAAUCGUGUUUAUCGCAUGUGGUACCUCUUACCACUCUGCCCUCGCAACUCGAUCAAUCUUCGAAGAGUUGACGGAGAUUCCUGCCUCGGUGGAGCUCGCUUCUGACUUCCUGGACAGGCGGACACCAAUCUUCCGAGACGACGUCUGCGUCUUUGUGUCUCAGUCAGGUGAGACUGCUGACACCAUAUUGGCUAUGAGGUACUGUCUUGAGCGCGGGGCUCUGUGCCUCGGUGUUGUCAACACUGUUGGAUCUACCAUUUCGCGAGAGUCGCACUGUGGUGUGCACAUCAAUGCUGGACCCGAGAUUGGAGUAGCUUCUACCAAGGCCUACACCUCUCAGUUCAUUGCUCUCCUCAUGAUGGCUGUCCAACUAUCCGAGGACCGAAUUUCGAUGACCGAGCGGAGGAAUGCCAUCAUCGACGGUCUGCAUGACUUGCCAGAGCAGAUUCGAAACAUUCUGUCACAGGACAAGUCGUUGCAAACUCUGGCCUACGGCACUCUGGCAAAGGAGCGAUCCUUGCUGAUUAUGGGUCGAGGUUACCAGCAUGCCACCUGCCUCGAGGGAGCUUUGAAGAUCAAGGAGGUCUGCUACAUGCACUCUGAGGGUAUCCUCGCCGGAGAGCUCAAGCACGGCCCUCUUGCUCUGAUUGACGAAUCCAUGCCGGUGAUCCUGAUCAUGACCAAGGACUCUCUCUACCCCAAGGUACAGACUGCACUGAUGCAGGUCACCUCCAGGAAAGGCCAGCCGAUCAUCAUCUGCAACGACGACGAUCAGGAUAUCGCAAAGGAAGCCAAGACGAUCCGUGUUCCGCGAACUGUGGACUGUCUGCAAGGUCUGCUGACCGUAGUCCCUCUGCAGCUGCUCUCCUACCACCUGGCUACGGCUGCUGGCGUCGAUGUCGACUUCCCUCGUAACCUUGCGAAGUCCGUGACCGUUGAGUAAGGAAAGAACUGGAUAGCGAUGGAGGUUAUACGGUGUCAGAUGUGGCGCAGACGACUUGGACUCGAGCGAGGGAUGUCUCAUUUGGUGGGCCAUUUCCAUUUUCCCGACCUCUGCGUCGCUCACCGCCUUUUUGCUCGGCCCCGAGGUGUGCCCUUCUGCGCUUUCGUCUUUUGGAGCAUCGAUGUGGCCCAUUUUCUCUUCCUGUCUGCUUUCGACCGCUCUUCCCUUCCCUGGACAGAACUGCGUUCCCACUCCAAUUAGACGACCCCAAGUUC